Molecule: messenger RNA, 806 nt
Organism: Nelumbo nucifera (sacred lotus)
Lineage: Eukaryota; Viridiplantae; Streptophyta; Magnoliopsida; Proteales; Nelumbonaceae
Source: RefSeq, a predicted model, not a curated record
CUCGAGCGACUUACGCACAGUUUUCUCUACUUGUUAAUUCCUAGACCUAGAGCUCAUAUAAUGUCAAGCUUGAAACUUUGGCUCUUCGUUGUAGCUCUCUUCUUUUCUGUCUCCUGCUGCAUCUCAGAGGUGGAUCCGACUGAAAUCGUGGACAGAGCAUUGGAGUGUUUCAACAAGGAUUAUAUAUACAGGAGGUGUGACGAGGCUUACAGACUAUCAGAUAAGGGGCACUUGGAUGUCCCAAGAGAAAAAACCGACGCAUUCUGCGAGGGUCCCUGCCUGGCCGAAACAAGGCUCGUCCUCCGUUGUAUCAAUAACAUACUAAACCAUUUCACUUUCUACAAUCGGGCCACAAUUCGAGACAUUAGACACACACUGAAAGCUGGAUGUAGCUACAGUCAGGAUAGAGGAAAUUUUAAAGUGGAGGACUACAUGUACCAAGACAAAUCAUAUAAAGACAACUACCAAGACUACUACUAUAAAGACAACGGCGAUAAUGGGGGGGACAAUUCCGACGGCCAGUCCUACUUCAACCAUUAUUAUGAUUUCAGCGGUGCCGGUGCACACAAGCCGAUCCAACCCGGCUACUCGCGAUCGUAUUCGUAUGUGGCCAAUUUGGUGUUAGGGUUUGGGCUUCCUUUCUUCAUCUAAUGCUGCCUGCCAUUUCCACUACGUACCAGACCAGCUGCUGCUCAUUAUGCAAACAUCCAUCAAUAUAUGUAUACUUAGUUCUCUUGGUGAGAAAGAAUUAGAAGGCUACCUUACCUUAUAAUGUAUGUAUUCCAUAAAUAAGUAAUAAAAAUACA